CUUCUCUUUUUGUAUAACCAGAGAAAAUGGGAGUUCCUCAACGACAACCCGACAACCAAAAUACAUCAGAUAAGCUCGAAAAAUAACGGUAAAUACUAAAUACAAAACCUCGUCGUCUGUUUAUAAACAAACUGUGUCAAUUUGGUGAUGAUUCACGCGAGAUAACACUUCGUUUGCUUUGUAUAUUUAAAUACAUAUGUAAAAAGUCUCGAGAUGGCUUUUUGCAAUAACCCCGUUUUAAAAACGCCGACAGUUUUAGAACAAUUACUCGAGGAAAUCAAUUUUCAACGUACGAAGGAAAUGAGGCAACUUAUGAAAGACGAUUCUGGGUUUGUUAUGCUACAAGGUACCACUUAUUGGACCGAUCUGUUCGUGAGACAUUUCUUAUUCCAAAACGAGACCAGCAUUGAUUGUGAUGAUUUGUUGUUUUUCGUUAGAAAGAAGCAUGUUAAAGGAUCACCUAGAUAUUUACCUAAAUUUGAGACGGAAGUAGAUGUUUUUCGUAAAGACAGUAGAAAACUCCCAAUAGGUGACCCUGAUAUAGACUGGGAAGAAACAGUUUACUUAAAUUUAAUAAUACACCAAUUUGAGUACACCUUAACGUUAGCGAUUUGCACAAGAACGAGUCCGAAAGAACUACAAGUCCUUAAACGUCACUCCCAAAAAGUUUACGCAUCUCCUAGUCGUCGCCGAAUGGAUACGAAAGGAGAAGUAGAAGAAAUGACUUAUCCUCACAUUUGUUUUAUGGUCGAUAACUUCGACGAAGUCUUCCACGAUAUUUUAGUACGCGAUGGCGAAAUGGUUUGCGUCGAAUUAGUUGCUUCAGAUCGCGAAGGAACCAUCCAAGGCGUAAUAUUUUUGGGGUCGAUUCGUUACGAUGCUUUAAAACGCGUUUACGACGCGCGACAGUCGAGUUUGAGCACGAAAAUGGCUCAACGAAUGACGUUUGGGUUGUUUUCAAAUUCAAAUGCGCAACGAUGUGAAUUUGUGCGGAUGAAGGGACCUCAAGGAAAAGGGCAUGCCGAAAUGGCUGUUACUAAACCUAAAGGAUCAGGGGUUGAGACUCCUACUUCAGAACCUGGGUUCUGUGCUACAGAUUUAUGGGAUUCUGAUUGGGAGGAGGACCCAGAAGAUUUUUAUAAUUACCGUCAACAGAGGAGACUUAGCGAUCCGAGUGCUAAUAUUAAUAAUUUCGUUCGAGGUGGGUGGAAAACGAAAUUGGAUGUUAAAUCAAGAUCAGAAAAUGAAGGGUUGGAUUCGAUGGAUAAUGGGGUUUCUGAAAUUGAAGCUGGUGAUUUAAGAGAUGUGGGCUCUGGUCCUGUUUCAUCGACAAAAACGAAUUGCUGCGGCUGUUUCCGUCGCUCCAAGCGUGAUUCUCUCACCCUUUCGGAUAUUUACUGUCGUACACCUUUGGGGCCACCCGAACAACAGCAUUGUUCUUGUGCCCCCCCACCAAAUAAAAUCGCAAGCUUACUCAAUCAAUCCGAAUACGAAUUGGGUAAAGAAAAACCAAAAACCAUCAAACAGAAGAAAAAUAAAGACGCAACAAGAUCGAAUGCAAAUUAUAACACUGAAUUUGAAUUUGCUGAUGACGCCAUUAGUUUAAAUAACGAAACGAAUGCGGAAAAUAAUACUAAUAAUACCGAUAAUGAUAAUAAACCGAAAGGUUCUUUAACUGAAAAUCCUUAUAUAACUGUUAACGGUAAAGAAGAACUGCCUUGUGUGCAGGAAUUAAAGAAAUAUUCAUUAACCAUAUCGAACGCGUUAAUAUCACCGAAGAAAAACGCGAAACAAAUUGAAAAGAAGACUGAGGCUAAAGUAAUAAUUAAUCAUAAUGAGUUUAAAGUGAAUAAUGCUUUGAAUCGUGCGAGUCAUUUCGAUGGAAAUUAUAAUAAGUUGAAUGUUAGUAAGAUUUAUAGUUAUUGUACUUUACCAAAAAGGAAAAAUGGGGCUCCACCUACAGUUGGAGUUAAUAGGUGUUUUCGUCCACUUUUUUCACCUCCCAAAAGAAUUACUCCAGAUGGUACUCAUAUUUAUUAUUGGUGUGAUUUACAUAAGAAAUGCAAUAAUGAACUCGAUGAUGGAGCUUAUAACCCAUUGUGGACAAUGAGAGGAUUUACUCAAACAUUCCACUUUUGGAAAGAGAACAAACGAGCUCAAUCAGUUCCUUUGAACGCGUUUUUAACGUACGUUACAUUGCCUUGGUGGAGUAUCGCAAAAGAUAUUUUAGAUCAUCGAGAAGGUCCCAUUUUAACAUUCUAGUAUUUUUGGUACAUUUUAUAAACGUACAGAAACGAACAAAAAAAAAGACAGCCACAAAAUACUCUAGUCAUAAAACACUCUUCUUUAUUAUUAAUACUUAAUUAAGUUUUGUAUUUUGUAAGAUUUAUUUAAAACUGUGAUUCUUUUUGUUUAAAAACCCUCAGAUCUAAAUCAAUCGAUCUGUGAUACGAAAAAAAACUUUAGUUUUUUUGUGUCGUUAUGAUUUUGUAAUUUCUUGAAACAACAACAAA
Onthophagus taurus is the source of this 2513-nucleotide messenger RNA. RefSeq lists its product as uncharacterized. The record is from RefSeq and is a predicted model, not a curated record. Lineage: Eukaryota; Metazoa; Arthropoda; Insecta; Coleoptera; Scarabaeidae.